Molecule: messenger RNA, 231 nt
Organism: Phytophthora nicotianae INRA-310
Lineage: Eukaryota; Oomycota; Peronosporomycetes; Peronosporales; Peronosporaceae
Exons: 1
Coding region: 1-231 (76 amino acids)
Source: RefSeq, a predicted model, not a curated record
AUGUCGACAUACUUUGUGCCUCAAUUGGACUACCGCGAUGACGAAGAAAAUCUGAGUCUUGUGGUCAUUGAGAGCGUUGAGACUGAAGCGUGGCGAUUUUACGCGAACUGGGCCGCCCUGCGCGUGGAGAGUCUCCAAAGUCAACGGGUGGGCGUCUCCAGUGGAGACGCCCACCCGUUGAUUUUAGCUCCCUCUAUUGGCGUACAUGGAACAGAUCACCAGCCCCAUUAA